Molecule: messenger RNA, 8461 nt
Organism: Sciurus carolinensis (gray squirrel)
Lineage: Eukaryota; Metazoa; Chordata; Mammalia; Rodentia; Sciuridae
Gene: Tp53bp1
Product: tumor protein p53 binding protein 1
Exons: 29
Coding region: 289-6210 (1973 amino acids)
Biological process (GO): DNA damage checkpoint signaling; positive regulation of transcription by RNA polymerase II
Cellular component (GO): nucleus
Molecular function (GO): histone binding
Source: RefSeq, a predicted model, not a curated record
CCUGGUUUCCAUCCUCGGUUUCCCUGUCCUUGCCCCAGGCCCUGGGUGUGCUCAGAAAGGCUGCGCAGUAUUGGGACAGAAUGACCUUCCGGCCCUGAGUCCCUGGCUUUCUUGAGUGGCGGGCAGCAGCAGCGAAUGGGCGAUCCGAUACUGCGUGACGCGACGGGAAAAGGGGGAGUUCGCGGCCGGUGGCGGCGGUGGCGACAGCGGCGACCUGGGGAUAGAACUGGAGGGACCUGGGGAACGUGCAGAGACCUCUAGCUCGAGCGCGAGGGACCUCCCGCCGGGAUGCCUGGGGAGCAGAUGGACCCUACUGGAAGUCAGUUGGAUUCAGAUUUCUCUCAGCAAGAUACCCCUUGCCUGAUAAUUGAAGAUUCUCAGCCUGAAAGCCAGGUUCUAGAAGAUGAUUCUGGUUCUCACUUCAGUAUGCUGUCUCGACACCUUCCUAAUCUACAGACGCACAAAGAGAACCCUGUGUUGGAUGUUGUGUCCAAUCCUGAACAAGCUGCUGGAGAAGAACAAGAAAACAGUAAUAGUGGGUUCACUGAACAUUUGAAAGACAAGGCUGCAGUCCCUGUGGAUUCUUCUCAUUUGGAUACAUGUGGUUCCAUCAGUCAAGUCAUUGAACAGUUACCUCAGCCAAACAGGACAAGCAGUGUUCUGGGAAUGUCAGUGGAAUCUGUUCCUGAUGGGGAAGAGAAGGAAGAGUUGGAAGAAAAGGAGAAAGAGGAGCUGGAAGAAGAUACUUCAGACGAUACUGCACGUUCCUUUGCUGCUGAAGAUCCUGCCUCAUCACAGUUGGGCUUUGAAGUUCUGGAACUCUCCCAGAGCCAGGAUGUUGAAGAACGAUCUAUGCCAUAUGAAGCCAAUAAGGAGCAUCUACCUUCAGUUACAUCUAACUCUGGUUAUACCAGGCUAUCUGAUGUAGAUGCAGAUACUGCAAUUAAGAAUGAGGAACAAUCCAAUGAAAAUAUCCCUAUGGCCGAACAGCCCAGCAAAGAUAUCCCUGUGACAGUACAGCCCAGUAAAGUUGUACAUGCACUAGAAGAGCAAGAUCUACCACCUGCAAGGUCAGAAGACAUGUCUUCUAGUCCCAAAGUGUCUCUUGCUGCUGUAGAAACAAAAGAACAAAUGUGUGCUCAAGAACUUUUGGAAGGUGGACUGCAGAUUCAGAAGUCACCAGAGCCUGAGGUUUUGUCAACCCAGGAAGACUUAUUUGACCAAAGCAAUAAAACAGCUUCUGAUGGUUGUUCUACUCCUUCAAAGGAGGAAGGUGGGUGUUCUCUGGCUUCCACACCUGCUACCACUCUGCACCUCCUGCAGCUCUCCGGUCAGAGGUCUCUCGUUCAGGAGAGUCUUUCAACGAAUUCCUCAGAUCUUGUUGCUCCUUCCCCUGAUGCUUUCCGAUCUACCCCUUUUAUCGUUCCUAGCAGUCCCACAGAGCAAGAAGGGAAAAAAGCAGAUGAGCCAGUGGAUAUGUCAGUGUUGUCUGAAGCAGGAGAAGAGCCUUUUCAGAAAAAACUUCCAGAUGAUGAACCAGUGGAAAUAGAAAACCCCCCUCUCCCACCUGAGCCCAUUGUAUUACCACAAGCCUCAACACCAGUGUCUCAGAGCACACCAGUCUUCACUCCUGGAUCACUUCCCAUCCCUUCCCAGCCUGAAUUUUCUCACGACAUUUUCAUUCCAUCACCAAGUUUGGAAGAAAGAUCAAAUAAUGGGAAGAAAGGUGGAGAUUUGCAUAGUUCUUCUUUGACUGUUGAGUGUUCUAAAACCUCAGAGAUUGAACCAAAGAAUUCCACUGAGGAUCUUGGGCACUCUUUGACGGGGGAUUCUUGCAAGUUGAUGCUUUCUACAAGUGAAUGUAGUCAGUCUCCAAAGAUGGAGAGCUUGAGUUCUCACAGGAUUAAUGAAGAUGGAGAAAACACUCAGAUUGAGGAUACUGAACCCUUGUCUCCUGUUCUCAAUUCCAAACUUGUUCCUGCCGAAAAUGAUAGUAUCCUGAUGACUCCAGCACAGGAUGGUCAAGUAGAACUGAGUCAGAAUGAUGCUAAAAUCAAAAGAGAUGAAACAGAGAACAGAGAUGACAUUAGUAUUUUAGGCGCUGGUUGCAAAGGCAGAGAAGAAACUGUUGCAGAAGAUGUUUGUAUUGAUCUCACUUGUGAUUCAGGGAGUCAGGCAGUGCCUUCUCCAGCUACUCAAUCUGAAGCACUUUCUAGUGUCUUAGAUCAGGAGGAAGCUAUGGACAUUAAAGAACACCAUCCAGAAGAGGCGUCUUCAGGGUCUGAAGUAGAAGAAAUCCCUGAAACUCCUUGCGAAAGUCAUGGAGAGGAGCCCAAAGAAGAAAAUAUGGAGAGUGUCCCUUUGCAUCUUUCUCUGACUGAAACUCAAUCCCAAGGAUUGUGUCUUCAAAAGGAAAUUCCUAAACAAGAAUGCCCUGAAGCUAUGGAAGUUGAAACCAGUGUGAUUAGUAUUGAUUCCCCUCAGAAGCUGCCAGUACUUGACCAAGAACUAGAACAUAAGGAUCAGGAAGCCUGGGAAGAAGCUACUUCAGAAGACUCAAGUGUUGUCAUUGUAGAUGUGAAGGAGCCAUCUCCCAGAGUUGAUGUUUCUUGUGAACCUUUGGAGGGAGUGGAGAAAUGUUCAGAUUCCCAGUUGUGGGAGGAUGUUGCUCCAGAAAUAGAACCAUGUCCUGAGAGUAGAUUAGAUCCCCAGGAAGAAAAGGGUAUAGAAUAUGAGGGAGAAGUGAAAUCAGCAACUACAGAAAAGGAACCUGUAGAGGAAGCUUCUCCACAACUUCCCUUGCCUUUAGUGAGAACAGAUGAACCUCCCAGACCUGACCAGGCAAUGAAGCAGCCCCAACCUCAAGAGAAAACAGAUAACUCAUUAACAGAAGACUCAAAAAUGGCUAAUGCAAAGCAGUUAGGCUCAGGUAUAGAUGCCCAGCAGCUUGACAAGGCCUCUGCUCAUGCCUCUCAAAGCUUCUGUGAAAGUUCUAGCGAAACCCCAUUUCAUUUCACUUUGCCUAAAGAAGGUGAUAUUAUCCCACCAUUGACUGGCGCAACCCCACCUCUUAUUGGGCACCUAAAAUUGGAGCCCAAGAGACAUAGUACUCCUAUUGGUAUUAGCAACUAUCCAGAAAGCACUAUAACAAACAGUGAUGUCAUGUCUGAAAGUAUGGUUGAGACCAAUGAUCCCAUACUUGGGAGUGAAAAAGGGGAUUCUGGGGCUGCUCCAGAAGUGGAUGAGAAACUGUGUCUAAGAAUGAAACUGGUCAGUCCAGAGACAGAGGCGAGUGAAGAGUCUUUGCAGUUUAGCCUGGAAAAGCCUGCAACUGUUGAAAGAAAAAAUGAAUCUGCUGUUGCUGAGGCUGUUGCCAGUCCCCAGAAGACCACGUCUGUGUUUAGCUGUAUCUGUGAAGCCCGUCAAGAGGAUGAGACUGUGGGUGUGGAUCCCUCCUCUGUACCCACCAGGGGGAACUUGCUCCAUUUUCCAAGUACUCAAGAAGAAGAGGAGAAGGAAAAAUUGGAAGACAACCAAACGAUCAGGGAAAGUGAACAACCUAUGAAGCCCAUUAGUCCUACUGAGGAUUCUGCCUCUCCUACCUCCCAUCAGAGGAUCACACAGGGGCCAUCCAGCCAGCAAGGAGAAGCAAUGGAGAUGGAUGUGCAAGAAGUCCAGAAAGGACAGAAUACCAAUGAGGAAGAAUCUAGUAAGGCCUUGAUCGAAAGGCCUACCCAAAAUAAUAUAGGAAUCCAGACCAUGGAAUGUUCCCUGUGGGUCCCAGAAACGGUUUCAGCAGCAACCCAGACAGUAAAGAAUGUAUGUGAACAGGGAACCAGUACUGUGGACCAGAACUCUGGAAAACAGGAUGCCACAGUGCAGACUGAGAGAGGAAGUGGUGAGAAACCAGUCAGUGCUUCUGGGGAUGAUACAGAGUCGCUCCAUAGCCAGGGGGAAGAAGAGUUUGAUAUGCCUCAGCCUCCACAUGGCCAUGUCUUGCAUCGCCACAUGAGAACAAUCCGUGAAGUGCGCACAGUUGUCACCCGUGUCAUCACAGAUGUAUAUUAUGUGGAUGGAACAGAAGUAGAAAGAAAAGUUACUGAGGAGACUGAAGAGCCCAUUGUAGAGUGUCAGGAGUGUGAAACUGAAGUUUCCCCUUCACAGACUGGGGGUUCCUCAGGUGAUCUGGGGGAUAUCAGCUCCUUCUCCUCAAAGGCAUCCAGUUUACAUCGCACAUCAAGUGGGACAAGUCUCUCGGCCAUGCACAGCAGUGGCAGCUCAGGGAGAGGAGCCGGACCACUCAAAGGAAAAACCAGUGGGACAGAACCUGCAGAUUUUGCCUUACCCAGUUCCCGAGGAGGCCCAGGAAAACUGAGUCCUAGAAAAGGGGUCAGUCAGACAGGGGCGCCAGUGUGUGAGGAGGAUGGUGAUGCAGGCCUUGGCAUCAGACAGGGAGGGAAAGCUCCAGUCACGCCACGUGGGCGCGGGCGAAGGGGCCGCCCACCUUCUCGGACCACUGGAACCAGAGAAACAGUUGUGCCUGGCCCAUUGGGCAUAGAGGACAUUUCACCCAGCAUGUCACCAGAUGAUAAAUCCUUCACUCGAAUUGUGCCCCGUGUGCCAGAUUCUACGAGACGAGCAGACCUGGGUGCUAGUGCUUUGCGUCGUAGCGAUUCUCCAGAAAUUCCUUUCCAGUCUGCUGCUGGCUCCUCUGAUGGCUUAGAUGCAUCCUCUCCAGGGAACAGCUUUGUAGGGCUCCGUGUUGUAGCCAAGUGGUCAUCCAAUGGCUAUUUUUACUCUGGGAAAAUCACACGAGAUGUUGGAGCUGGGAAGUAUAAAUUGCUCUUUGAUGAUGGGUACGAGUGUGAUGUGUUGGGCAAAGACAUUCUUUUGUGUGACCCCAUCCCGCUCGAUACUGAAGUGACGGCUCUCUCGGAGGAUGAGUAUUUCAGUGCAGGAGUGGUGAAAGGGCAUAGGAAGGAGUCUGGGGAGCUAUACUACAGCAUUGAAAAAGAAGGCCAAAGGAAGUGGUAUAAGCGAAUGGCUGUCAUCCUGUCCUUGGAACAAGGAAACAGGCUGAGAGAGCAAUAUGGACUUGGCCCAUAUGAGGCAGUAACACCUCUCACAAAGGCAGCAGACAUCAGCUUAGACAAUUUGGUGGAAGGUAAGCGGAAACGGCGCAGUAACAUCAGCUCUCCAGCCACCCCCACUGCCUCUAGCAGCAGCAGCACAACCCCUUCCCGUAAGAUCACAGAAAGUCCUCGUGCCUCCAUGGGUGCUCCCUCAGGCAAAAGAAAACUUAUUACUUCUGAAGAAGAAAGGUCACCUGCCAAGCGAGGCCGCAAGUCUACCACUGUAAAACCUGGUGCAGUGGGGGCAGGAGAGUUUGUGAGCCCCUGUGAGAGUGGAGAUAACACAGGUGAACCUUCUGCCCUGGAAGAGCAGAGAGGACCCUUACCCCUCAACAAAACCUUGUUUCUGGGCUAUGCUUUUCUCCUCACCAUGGCCACAACCAGUGACAAGUUGGCCAGCCGCUCCAAACUAUCAGAUGGUCCUACAGGGAGCAGCGAGGAAGAGGAGGAAUUUUUAGAAAUUCCUCCUUUCAACAAGCAGUACACAGAAUCCCAGCUUCGAGCAGGAGCUGGCUAUAUCCUUGAAGAUUUCAAUGAAGCCCAGUGUAACACAGCCUACCAGUGUCUCCUAAUUGCGGAUCAGCAUUGUCGAACCCGGAAGUACUUUCUGUGCCUUGCCAGUGGGAUUCCUUGUGUGUCUCAUGUCUGGGUCCAUGACAGUUGCCAUGCCAACCAGCUUCAGAACUACCGUAAUUAUCUGCUACCAGCUGGGUACAGCCUUGAGGAGCAAAAAAUUUUGGAUUGGCAACCCCGUGAAAACCCUUUCCAGAAUCUGAAGGUACUCUUGGUAUCAGAUCAACAGCAGAACUUCCUGGAGCUCUGGUCUGAGAUCCUCAUGACUGGUGGGGCAGCCUCUGUGAAGCAGCACCAUUCAAGUGCCCAUAACAAAGAUAUUGCUUUAGGGGUAUUUGAUGUGGUGGUGACAGACCCCUCAUGCCCAGCUUCUGUGCUGAAGUGUGCUGAAGCAUUGCAGCUGCCUGUGGUGUCACAAGAGUGGGUGAUCCAGUGCCUCAUUGUUGGGGAGAGAAUUGGAUUCAAGCAGCAUCCAAAAUAUAAACAUGAUUAUGUUUCUCACUAAAGAUACUUGGUCUUACCGGUUUUAUUGCCUAUUGUGGAGAUUGUGUUUUAACCAGGUUUUAAAUGUGUCUUGUGUGUAACUGGAUUCUUUGCAUGGAUCUUGUAUAUAGUUUUAUUUGCUGGACUUUUAUGAUAAAAUAAAUGUUGAAUCUCUUUGGUUGUAGUAACUGGGAUUUCUUCAUCUGUUUCUUUGAGCUUAAUUUUGGAACAAAUAACAAGACAAACAGUAUCUUGGAGGUUUUCAGUAGUUUUGCUCACUUCAGGAGGACAGCUAGCCAAGGAAGAUAAAAAUUUAGUAGAAGAUUUUAGUUUGUGGCAUCACUGUCAAAAAGUUAUCCCAGGCUGUCUAAAAUGCUGUGCUUCCAAAAACUCAAAUUUUAAAGUAGGUGAGAGACCAGAUUAAUAUGCCAAAAGUUAAGUGAAACUGGAAAGAGCUCUGACUAUUUAAAAAAGUUUCUAAAUGUAGAGCUCACUGACAGCUGACAUGCAAGGGAAAAGGAUCAAUUACUGAGUGGUGAGUGACUAUAAGCUUGAUGGGACUAUAAGCUUGACUCUGUAAGAUAAGAUAUUGAAAGUCCUAGUGGGAGAGCCAAUAUAUUAUUAUUGUCACAAUCGCUAGAAGCUAUUUCUUCCCUGCCCCUAGCAUCAUCCCUGUUCAUGUCCUCUUGUUCUCUAAACAAAGCCCAACACAUUCCUCUAUAAGGAGCCAAACAGUAACAAUUUUUAGGUUUUUUGGGCCAUCUGGUCUGUCACAACGACUCAUCUCUGCUGUGAGAAGAUGAGAGCAAUCAUAGGCAAUAUGUAAACAAAUGAGUGUGGCUAUGUUUAAAAUAAAAAACAAAACUACAUUUACAAAAACAAACAGCAAGCCAGAAUUUGCCAACACCUGCUCUAGAGGCAGCAGAGGGAGGAAGGGGUCAAAGGGGUCAUUUCUAGUUGACCAUUACAACUGAUCAUAACAUGUGGUGGAAGAAGCAGAGAUGAAGACCAGAGUGAGUGCUGCAAACGAGGCCAGAACACACUUUUCCCCAGUCUGGAAGGAGAUGUUAAAUGAAUAUUUAUUUUAUUCACAUUGAUACCAACAUUAAUGACUACCCAUGAUGAUUGGGUCAUAUCAGGGAAACUUCAAUUACUGUUGUUUGUCUAAGGUAGAAUAAUUGGGCAUGCAAUUUUCAGUAAGUUAAAAAUCUUAAUUUGGGGCUGGGGAUAUGGCUCAAUUGGUAGAGUGCUUGCCUCGCAUGCACAAGGCCCUGGGUUCAAUCCCCAGCACCACAAAAAAUAAUAAUAAUAAAGUUAGCUGAACAAAAAAACUAUGAAAAAAAUCUUAAUUUGACCUCAAUUUUCUCUUGAAGACCUUUUUCUUUGGUGGAAAAAUACUUUAAAUAUAUUGUUAUUAGCUAGAGUUGCCCUUUUACCUGUCUGAAAGAAUUGGAACUUGCAAAAUUCUUCAGAUUCACAAGUUUGAAGAUCCUUAAGGCUGGAAGUCUUAUAAAUUUUGAAGGAGGAAAGAAUCUGUGUAGGCAUAUGUGACUUGAUACAGGGAGAAGGAAAGUUUUUCUCACCUUUUUCUUGCUUGGUGAUAACAUCCAGCAGUUGACCUAUUUAUAAACAGAAUUCCUUUUUUACUUAUGACCCCCCACCACACACACAGGUGCACAGAAACCUUUCUGAUCUCUGUUGUUUACUACUGUAUUUCCCACACCUUGAACAGAACCUAAGCAAACCUAAGUAAACGCCCCAUAAUCACUGGUGAGUAAAUGAACAUGCCUAGCAAAUGCUCUCAGUGUAAAGAAUGAGUGAGAGCUUUGUGUAGUCAGCAGAGGGACAGCUGAUGCCACAGGUACUCCUUGGUGGGCAGUCACAUUCCAAAUGGGAAUGAGAGGAAGGAAUUGUAUCUCUGGACUGUUUCUAGGAGAAAAGGUAAAGCCUUCUCAUUAGGCUGCAGACAUUUGGUGAGUGGCUAGAGAAUAGGACAGAUCUUCGGUAACAGACUUGAGCAUGUGGUGAGAUUAACUGUUAUUUCAGCUUAUGAACCAGAAGUUUUCACAUCCCGAAACUACAAAAGAAAAAAAAAAAAAAAAAAAAAGAGGCUCAUUAAAUACCAUGCUUUCCUAAGAUUGUCUUCAAGGAAAUAUGAGUCAGGGCAACCUGUGAUCUAGAUAAUGUCAUCUUAACAUUCAGAGUCUCUCUGACUACUGUUAAAACCACUUCUUAAAAAAAAAAAGCCUACUUUGGGCUGGGGAUAUAGCUCA